Lactuca saligna is the source of this 429-nucleotide messenger RNA. NCBI's taxonomy places the organism in Eukaryota, Viridiplantae, Streptophyta, Magnoliopsida, Asterales, Asteraceae. The record is from the annotation of a GenBank genome assembly.
AUGAACACUCUAACAAGAUUCUUGAUUGCCCUUGCCAUUUUCAUGACCUUAGCCGCAACACUUUCUUCCACACCAACCGAAGAAAAAUGGUUCGAUAUCAAUGACAGUGAAGCAGAUAGUUUGGUAUCGAGUACACCAUUAGGGGUUGGUGGGGUCCUUGAUGACACUAGGGGAUUAAAAUGCAACAAGAACCCUAGGCUUUGUCUUGCAAAGGGAAGCCCAGGACCAGAUUGUUGCAACAAGAAAUGUGUUGAUGUGUUUACCGAUAAACAAAAUUGUGGGUUUUGUGGGAGGAAAUGCAAAUAUAUGGAGAUUUGUUGCAAGGGAUCGUGUGUGAAUCCGAUGGUGGACAAGCAUCAUUGUGGGGGUUGCAACAAAGUAUGCAAAAGAGGGGAUGAUUGUGUACAUGGGAUGUGUAACUAUGCAUAA